Brassicogethes aeneus is the source of this 858-nucleotide messenger RNA. NCBI's taxonomy places the organism in Eukaryota, Metazoa, Arthropoda, Insecta, Coleoptera, Nitidulidae. The record is from the annotation of a GenBank genome assembly.
AUGUGCAGCAACGAAACGCCAACGAAUCCGACCCCAAGAUUCCCGUUCCCAUUGGAGGCGAACGCUCCCAGAGCUCUACUUCCCAUCGACCAGUAUCGUCUCCAACUGUACCAGUAUGCCGUCGCUGAACGUCUUAGAUACCCGCUGUUGAACCCGUUCCCGCCGCCGCUCACUUGUUACCCAUUGUUCCCGCGGGCGCUUCAACCGGAAGAACCGAAACCCCAGCACAGCUACAUCGGCUUGAUUGCCAUGGCCAUCCUAAGCUCCCCGGAAGGAAAACUGGUCCUGUCCGACAUUUAUCAGCACAUCCUCGACCAUUAUCCUUACUUCAGGACGCGAGGUCCGGGUUGGAGGAACUCGAUACGCCACAAUUUAUCCUUAAACGACUGUUUCAUCAAAGCAGGCCGCAGCGCUAACGGCAAGGGCCACUACUGGGCCAUCCACCCGGCCAACGUGGACGACUUCAGGAAAGGCGAUUUCCGAAGACGCAAAGCGCAGAGAAAAGUAAGAAAGCACAUGGGUUUAGCUGUGGAUGAAGACGGAGCAGAUUCCCCAAGUCCUCCACCUCUAUCGGUGAGUCCUCCAGUUGUACCGGGACCUUCGACGGCCGUUUAUCCGGUCCCCUCGUCCCGCGGACCGUCGCGUAAACGUCAGUUCGACGUUGCGUCGCUCCUGGCCCCGGAUUCCGGCGAAGACACCACCGAAGAGGACAUCGACGUCGUUUCCAGCGACCACCAAGAGCAAAACGCGCCGACCCAGUGGCCCAUGUUCCCGAUUGUUAACUAUUAUCAGGCUUUGUUGCAAGCGAGGCCGGGCCAAAUCAAAUCCGAAUCGACGACGGAAGCAACUGAUUCCUAA